GACACAGAGAGCGAGCUCCUGUGUACAGUCUGUGAUCAACAUAGAGGCGUCAGUAUUUUUACCCACUGAAGAGCCCCCAAACACCAUCAAACAUAGAAUAAGUGACGUAACUAAAAUAAAGGCGUCUAACUCUUAGUCAAGAGGGCAUAAAAGAGAAUGAAUUUCGUAAAAUGGCCAUUCGGACAGGGAACGGGGACACAACACUCGGGUGUUGAGACGAUCCAGAAACUUUGUGAUCGCGUUGCCUCCGCAACACUGUUAGAGGACCGUAGAGAUGCUGUCCGGGCCCUGAAAUCUUUGUCCAAGAAAUACCGCCUGGAAGUCGGUUCACAGGCCUUGGAGCACCUUAUUCGCAUUCUCCAAACAGAUAGUGCGGACUCUGAAAUCCUUGGAUAUGCUCUGGACACGAUAUACAACAUCAUCUGUAGUGAUGAGGAAGAAGAGCAAGAUGAAUCAGAAGAUGCGGCCCCCCCUGUUUCAGGGAAGAAUAGGAAUGUUCCUGAGGACAUGCAGAAGCAGGAGGAUGACGUUGGAGCCCAGUUCACAGAGAAGUUCCUUCAGGACCCAGAAAACAUCACACUGCUCCUCACAAUGCUGGAGGAGUUUGACUUCCAUGUUCGAUGGCCAGCUGUGAAACUCCUCACUGCCUUGCUGAAAAAUCAGUGUGCUCAGGUUCAGGGCAUCAUUCUUGUUAGUCCAAUGGGUGUUUCCAGGCUGAUGGACUUGCUGGCUGAUUCCAGAGAGGUCAUUCGUAAUGAUGGUCUGCUGUUGUUACAACAGCUCACUAAAAGCAAUGCUGCCAUUCAGAAGAUUGUAGCAUUUGAAAAUGCGUUUGAGAGACUACUAGACAUCAUCACAGAGGAGGGCAGCAGUGAUGGAGGUAUUGUUGUGGAAGACUGUCUGUUGCUCCUGCUGAAUCUUCUGAAGAACAACAGCUCCAACCAGAACUUUUUUAAGGAGGGCUCUUACAUACAGAGAAUGAAGCCCUGGUUUGAGGUGGGAGAUGAUAAUGCUGGGUGGUCAGCCCAAAAGGUCACCAAUCUCCACUACAUGCUGCAGCUGGUGCGAGUGCUUGUGUCUCCGGUGAACUCUCCCGGUGCGGCGGCCAGCUGCCAGAAGGCCAUGUUCCAGUGCGGCCUCCUGCAGCAGCUCUGCACCAUCCUCAUGGCCACUGGCGUCCCGGCAGACAUCCUCACAGAGACUAUUAACACUGUGUCUGAGGUCAUCCGUGGGUCGCAGGUUAACCAGGACUACUUUGCAUCCGUCAACGCUCCCUCCAAUCCCCCUAGGCCGGCUAUCGUGGUGCUGCUGAUGUCCAUGGUGAAUGAGAGGCAGCCCUUUGUGCUGCGCUGCGCUGUGCUCUACUGCUUCCAGUGUUUCCUCUAUAAGAACCAGAAGGGCCAGGGUGAAAUUGUGGCCACACUUCUUCCUUCUACCAUUGAUGCUAACUCCAUUUCAGCAGGACAGCUGUUGUGUGGAGGGCUGUUCUCUGCAGACUCGUUGUCCAACUGGUGUGCUGCGGUGGCUCUGGCCCACGCCCUCCAGGACAACCUCACCCAGAAGGAGCAGCUGCUGCGGGUGCAGCUGGCCACCAGCCUGGGCAAACCCCCCGUCUCCCUCCUGCAGCAGUGUACCAACAUCCUCUCUCAGGGUGAUAAGAUCAGCCGGCGGACCAAGUCUGAAAAGGGUAGUAAGGUGCAGACUCGAGUUGGCCUCUUGAUGCUUCUCUGCACGUGGAUCAACAACUGUCCCAUUGCAGUCACACACUUCCUGCACAACCAAGAGAAUGUGCCUUUUCUGACGGCUCAGAUCUCAGAGAACUUGGGGGAGGACGAGCGGCUGGUACAGGGCCUGUGUGCCCUUCUGCUGGGCAUAUGCAUCUACUACAACGACAACUCGCUGGAGAACUACACCAAAGAUAAGCUGAAGCAGCUGAUUGAGAAGCGCAUUGGGAAGGAGAACUUUGUGGAGAAGCUGGGCUUCAUCACCAAGCAUGAACUAUACUCUCGCGCGGGCCAGAAGCCCCAACCCAUUUUCUCCACACCUGAGCACAUGCUCUUCGAUCAUGAGUUCACCAAACUGGUCAAAGAGCUGGAAGGUAUGAUAACUAAAGCUGUACAUAAAUCCAGUGAAGAGGAGAAAAAAGAGGAAGAAGUAAAGAAGACUCUGGAGCAGCACGACAGCAUAGUUACUCAGUAUAAGGAACUGAUCCGAGAACAGGAUGCCCAAAUCAAUGAGUUGAAGGUGCAAGUAGCCAACAUGACGUCCCAAAGUGAGCAGAUGCAGUCUACCAUGACACAGCAGCUCACGCAGAUCCAGCAGCACAAAGACCAAUACAACAUCCUCAAGCUUAAACUCGGUAAAACUGGUGAUCAGUCGUCCUCCCAGGUGGACGGUGCUCAUGUGAACGGCCUCCAGUCGGAGGAGCUGAGUCAGCUCAGGGAGGAGCUGGAGGAGCUUCGGAGACAACACGCCCAGCAGCAGACGCAGCUCGCUGAACAGGACACACUCAUCGCCAGCCUGAAAUCCGAGGCAGCCCCUUCAACACAGGCAGCAGAGGGCCCAUCAGACAAUGCGGAACUCAUAAAGGAACUGGAGGCAUUGCGGGCCCAGGUUGCAAGUCAGGCAGCAGACAUCAAUCAGCUCCAGACAGAGAGACAAGAGCUACUCAGACGGGUGGAGACUGUGCAGUCAUCGCCAGCCAGUGCGGACAGUGGAGUGGACACGGCUAAAGUAGCAGAACUGGAAAAGCAAUUGUCAGCUCAGAGUACAGAUACACAGAAACUACAGGAGGAGGUGAAGGGCCUGAAGGCCAGCAGAGCCAGCAUGGAGGGGGACCUGGCCUCCGCCACCAGCACAGCAGCCAUUCUGCAGGCAGAGGUAGGCAAGCUGCAGCAGGAGGUGCAGGAGUCCAAGAAGGAGCAGGACGACCUACUGAUGCUGCUCGCUGACCAGGACCAGAAGAUCCUCACGCUCAAGCAGAAGCUCAAGGAUCUGGGAGAGACGAUUGAGGAUGAAGAUGACCUGGACUCCAAGGACCAAUCUGAAGAUGAUGAUGAUGAAGAGGAGGAGGAGGAUGAUGAGUAGAUGACUCCCUUAGAUAAGACCUAUUAUUAGGUGAACUGUUUAAGGCAUUUCUGCACCACCCCCACUCUCUUUAGGAAGAGACAGUUUUGAACCUCGGGACUUGACCUCUAGUGUCUUCACCCACAACCAUGUUCCUGUCUGUUAAGAUCCCUUUUGGGGUUUGGGGCAGUUUCAUUCCCACCAAGACUGAAAGUAGUGUUCCGCAUCAAACCAUGAAAUGCAUUCGGACUACCAACACAAUCUUGAGGGAGUGGAAUUGGAAAUCAAAGUGGCAACUAACUACUUUUGUGUGUGACUGAGUGUGAAUGGAUGAUUUUGUUUAAUGUCAUUCAUUACAAGUAACCUGUAAUAAAUUGAAUAAAUAUGCCAAGAUAAACGGUCUGUUUUAUGCUGUUGAAGAUCAACACCAAUGCCAAUCAGUAUACAGUACAUGAAGUGAUGAUGACACUACUCAGUACUCAUGUUUUUUUAAUUUAUUUUAAUCAUAGCGUUUCUGUUCAUUUUCCUUUAGUUAUUAGGACUACAAUGGGAAUUUGUAUGUUUUGCAGCUGGUGUUAAGAUAUGAAUAGAGCAUUGGCACCUGACAUGACCUCAUUUCUGCCUGGAUGGUUAAUGAUGUUGUGUGGUGCAGUGCAGUGCAGUGUAGAGUAGAGUAAAGAAGGUCAAUGCAGGCGUGAUGCAGACAUGUAAACACCAGGUAACACCAGAGUCACACCUCACACUUGCCUUUUAAGACACUCUUCAUAAUAGACAAAAUUAAACUAACACUCCUAAAUGCAGUCCUGUAAAAUGAUUGUGUUUUGGAAUGAGGUAGAAUUAAAAUCUGUACCUAACUUUUGUAACUCAUUUUUUCAUCCUAACACUCACAUUUGAAUAAUGAACAUUUUUGCCUAGUGUAAGAUGCCACUUAUUUAUUUUAGGUUCAUUUCUAUAUUGAAAAUAUUUUUAACUGGAAUGUUUGAAUUCCAAUUAAUUUUACUUUAGCAUUAUGUUUGUGAUACUAAAACGUUAUGUUGGAUAUAAAGAAGGAUUUCAGAGAACAAAAUGAAAUAAUUGCUGCUUUUCCCUAUUUAUGUAAUGGAUUUUGCAUAUAAGUGUAGAGCUAAAUUGAAGGACAGGCCAGUGGUCUGUGUACUUGUGUGUAGGUCAAUUUAAAUGUGCUUAAUGAUUUCCAAUUCUCUUUCCGCAAGGGUGUUGAUGUGUGAUCGCAAAUAAAACUGUCUUUGUUGAAUGUUAGUUGUUGGGAAUGGACCUGAACCCUGAAUGCUUUUACUGAAUAUUCAGCCGAGCUGGGAGCUAACACUGUUGCCUUUUCACAAUAACAUCUGUGAUGGAGCUCUCAUCUGGUCAACAGCAAGUCCAUCCUAUGCUGAUUCCACACUGUGCAAAUUGUUACUGUUUGCGUUUUGUGUCAUGUGUUGUGAGUGUGAGGGAUUGUACAUUAGGUGUUUGUCAGCGUCAUGUGAGAUGUGUGUUAAUUCUUGAUUGCAUGUGACUGGGUGUAUUUUUGGAUGCUUCACGCGGUGUUUAGUCAUCAAGGUUCCAUUAUAGCCAGUUUUGUUGGAAGGAUUUCAGAGAGAAUGCUCUCUUAUGGCUGAUCAUUCCGUAGUGCUGGGCAAGAUUAAAAUCAGACUAGCAAAAUACAUUUUUAUUACUUCUGCUUUCCUGCUGGGUCUGUUUUACCCAAAAUAAUCUGCUAGAUGUAAAUUCUUUAUUUCCAUCACACAGGAUUCCUUACUGGUGCUUGUUGUGGAGCGCCUGUUUGAUUUGUUAUAUUUGGAGGACUCAGGCUACAGCCCUUUGAUAUGCUGUGAUUGUCUCAGAUGCCGCUAAUGCUAAAGAAAUAUUUUUGCAAGGUUUGUGCAGUCCAAGCAUUAGGCUUCUGCGCAAGUGUAAAAUAAUGAUUGUUCAUAUUAUGCUAAAAGAAAUGCACAUUUGUAGGAUACUUUUUUGAAUAUUCUACUUUACAUCAUUUUAGUUUAUAUUAUAACUCACAAUUAUAAUAACACGUGAAAAAACUACUUAACAGAAUUUGCAUGCACAAUAUUGUCAAUUUUUACAUUUAAAUGAUUUUUAAUCAUAUGAUUUACACUGGCCAUUGUCAUGAUAAUAGCAAAUUGUUUUGAGGUUCAUAUCAGCAUUUACUGUCCAAUAUGUUGCGACAUGAGUAGUCUUAAUUCAUCCAACUUGUAUUUCAGCUAUUUACCAUGCCCUCUACCAAACAGCAAGCCCCUGUCUUCUCAGUUAGUGCUAUUGUUCAUUGCUGGCUUUGCUAGCUGAUGAACUAUUUGAGCCACUUGUAAUAGCAUUCUCUGUGUCUUAUGGAACCUUAUGAACUUGGAUUUUCAACCAUAUAAACAUUGUGUCUUUCACUUUCUCCAUACUUUGCAUAAAGUUCAUGUUUGAAGAGUAA
Messenger RNA from Engraulis encrasicolus (European anchovy), 5500 nucleotides. RefSeq names its product USO1 vesicle transport factor (gene uso1). Gene Ontology annotation, molecular function: protein binding. The transcript has 28 exons. Gene Ontology annotation, cellular component: cytoplasm; Golgi stack; endoplasmic reticulum. Gene Ontology annotation, biological process: transcytosis; endoplasmic reticulum to Golgi vesicle-mediated transport; vesicle fusion with Golgi apparatus. Lineage: Eukaryota; Metazoa; Chordata; Actinopteri; Clupeiformes; Engraulidae. The record is from RefSeq and is a predicted model, not a curated record. The coding region runs from base 157 to 3087 and encodes 976 amino acids.